Messenger RNA from Periophthalmus magnuspinnatus, 2142 nucleotides. RefSeq names its product glucagon-like peptide 2 receptor. The record is from RefSeq and is a predicted model, not a curated record. Gene Ontology annotation, cellular component: plasma membrane. Lineage: Eukaryota; Metazoa; Chordata; Actinopteri; Gobiiformes; Gobiidae. The transcript has 13 exons. The coding region runs from base 190 to 1755 and encodes 521 amino acids. Gene Ontology annotation, biological process: adenylate cyclase-modulating G protein-coupled receptor signaling pathway; cell surface receptor signaling pathway. Gene Ontology annotation, molecular function: glucagon receptor activity; peptide hormone binding.
CUCAUUUUAGAAUUUGAAACUUUUUUUGAAACCUUUUUUUAAAUUUGGAAGUGAAAGAAAACUUGAUAUUUACACCUAGAAUGUGUCAGGAGUUGUCUUGUGUUCUCAGGAGGAUGGAUGCACUAUCGUUUUGGUUUUAUAGUGAAGAUUAAAGUUGGCAAAGAGGAUUUUCGAAUGUAAACAUCCAUCAUGGCCGCCCUGCUGGCACACAGACACAGGCUGGACAAAGCUCUGCUGCUGCUGCCCUGUCUGCUCCUCCAUCACCAGGUGCGGGGGUCGCUGUUGGAGAGUCUGAUCACCAAAAGGACUGAGUACAAGGAGAACUGCAGCAAGACUCUGGCUCUGACCGCGCUCUCACAGUCGGGAGUUUUCUGUAACGGGAGCUUCGACUUGUUCGCCUGUUGGCCUCACUCUGCUCCUGGGAACGUGUCCAUCCUCUGCCCCUCCUACUUACCAUGGAUACAGCAAGACAGUCCAAGGCGGGCUCACAGGGAGUGUCUGGAGAAUGGACUGUGGAGGCUGAAGGACAACUCCUCAGACGUGUGGAGGGAAGACUCCGAGUGUCAGGAGCAUCACUACUUCAGAGAAAAAGAGGAGCAGCUGUUACGUCAGAGCGCCCUCAGACUCAUCUCUGUGAUCGGGUACUCCCUGUCACUCUGCUCCCUGUCUCUGGCCACCCUGCUCAUGGGCAUGCUCAGAAAGCUCCAUUGCACCAGGAACUACAUCCACAUGAACCUGUUUGUGUCGUUCAUCUUGAGGGCCGCCGCAGUCAUCUGCAAAGAGCUGGUCCUGCACUUCAUGUACAGCCAUCUGCCCACGGACGACCAGGGCUGGAGCGCCUACGCUAGCUCCACGAUCUCGGUGCUGUGCAAAGCGGCGCGGGUGUGCAUGGAGUACUGUGUGUUCUGUAACUACCUGUGGCUGCUGGUGGAGGCCAUGUUUUUGCACACACUGCUCUUCUCCGCAGUGCUGACGAAGAAGAGGCUGCUCAAGUCCUACAUGGUGCUCGGAUGGGCGACUCCUAUCCUGUUUGUGACUCCAUGGACGGUGCUUAAGAUUUUAUAUGAAAACACAGAAUGCUGGUCCAUUGUGAACAGGUGGUUCUGGUGGAUCAUUCGAGGCCCCAUCACACUGUCUGUGCUUAUCAUUUUCUUCAUCUUCAUCAAGAUCCUGAUGCUGCUGCUGUCCAAGCUGAAGGCAGACCAGGUCACCUUCUCCGACUACAGAUACAGCCUGGCUCGGGCCACUCUCGUGCUGGUGCCUCUGCUGGGCAUCCAUGAGGUGGUCUUCACUGUGCUGGUGGACGAGUGUGUGGAGGGCUCCAGCAGAUACGCUCGCAACUUCAUCAACCUCACACUCAGCUCCUUCCAGGGUUUCCUGGUGGCAGUGCUCUACUGUUUUGCCAAUGGAGAGGUUCAGGCGGAGCUAAAGAAGCGCUGGCAGCUGUUCCUGUUCACCCACCACUUCACCGUGCGGAGCUGCUUCAGGGGCACCCCGCUCAAGCAGCUCUGGAAGAGCACCCGUGGGCGACGACCCCAGUGCGCCGUCCACAGCGAGUCCUACGAAGAGGGUGGGGCUUCCGGGAGGUCGCGCCCCCCGCUACUCCCGGUGGUGCUGAAGAGCACCGUGCCCGGGUCCUGCUCCAGGGCGCAGGGCGGACAGGAGGGGCUGACCAGAAAGAGUCUGUCCAGCAGCGACGGGGACAUGACGAUGGGCGAGACCAUGGAGGAGGUGCUGGAGGAGAGCCAGUUCUGACAACACACAAACUGUAUGUAAUGUUGAAUCUGAAAGUGCGACUAAACACCUAAACUGCGCCUAUAACCACAUUUCAAACAGAGCUGCUAAACUGGGCCGUACCUGGAGGACUAAAGGGGAGAGUGAGAGACGAGGAGGGGCGGGGUCUGGGGGCAUAAGGAACAGUGUGAUUGGUCUAACAGGAAUCCACACUUCAAACUCUGACCCUGCAGCCAGGUGUUUCUGAUUACAAACACCUGUAAUCAGGGCUAUCAUUUGUGAUGCCACCAACUACUGGAAACUGCAGAGGCCACUGAAGCAACACAAACUGAAAAUUUACUCUAAGGUUACCAAAAAUUACUAGGAACAGCAGAGAAUACUAUUUAAACACCAUCAAGACAGUUUAGU